AUGGAGGGUGUGGUGUGCAUUAAGGGCGAUAUAACUUCAGACUCGUGCUUACGGAGUAUAGUAGAGGCUCUAGAAGGAGUACUGGCAGACCUUGUAAUGUGUGACGGAGCUCCGGACAUAACCGGAAUCCAUGAGAUAGAUGAGUAUCUCCAAAUAGAGUUGCUGAUGUCUGCACUUAGCGCUUCCUUGAGGAUUUCAAAGCCAGGCUCUUCAUUUGUGGGCAAGUGUCUCCAAGGAAAGUACACAGAAUGGAUGAUUAACCACUUCAGGAGAUUCUAUAAUGGAGUGGUUCUACUGAAACCAAGAGCAAGCAGGACAGAGUCGAUGGAGUGUUUUCUAUAUUGUGUGGGGAUGAAAUCUACAGGUGAUUCCUCCGAAACUGAUGGAGCUGCAUACAACGCAUCAAUGAAGCUCUGUGGAUAUGGAAAAAGCUUCGGGCUUGAGUACACAGUAGACUGA
This is a messenger RNA of Encephalitozoon intestinalis ATCC 50506, 459 nucleotides long. Its product is annotated as tRNA methyltransferase. Gene Ontology annotation, biological process: cytoplasmic translation; tRNA methylation. Gene Ontology annotation, molecular function: tRNA methyltransferase activity. Lineage: Eukaryota; Fungi; Microsporidia; Unikaryonidae. The transcript has a single exon. Bases 1 to 459 code for a protein of 152 amino acids. Gene Ontology annotation, cellular component: cytoplasm. The record is from RefSeq and is a predicted model, not a curated record.